GACGGGGCCUACGGAUCAUGAACUCCGCAGCCGGUACUCCGGGGAGACUUUCGAUGUCUGCUUUUGCGAUGGAAUGUGCACAGCGACUGAGAAUUGGUUCAAGGUGGGCCAGUUGCGUUUUGCUCCCUUCCAGCCUGUCAGUGCGGCAUCGAACAUCUCGGUCUUGCAAGAAGAGUUCAUCCUUGAAUACAUGAACACACCUGGCACUUUUGGCUUCUACCGUCCAUGGAUCGACUACGGUGUCAUGGGCUUGCAGGAAGGAGGCGCACUGAAGCUGGUCUCGGAUCCUGAUCUGACCCUCACCGAUGCCGGUUGCGUCGCUGCCACGUACGACACCACUCUGGUCGACCCCAGUACGCUGACUAUACAGAACGCACCGACGGCGUACAGUGGGAGAACCAACGCAGCAACUGAUAUGAACAAGCUGGUCUUCAACAACGGGAUUCUCGCCAACACAAUCACCGUUAACAAGGCGGGCUUUAUCUCGGUGUGCUACUGUGCCCGGCCAGUACUUGACACUCCUGGAGUGUGCGCACACGACCAGUGGGUUUUGGUGAAUCGUCUUACAAUUCGAGGGCCGGGUCCAGGGCAGAGUUGGACUGUCUCCACAAAUGUAGUAUUCCGGAUCGAGUACACCGGGUGGGGCCUGGCGAAGGAUGACAAAAUCCGCAUCAUUCCAGCCACCUCCCAGUGCUCGGAUGUGAACGGCAACCCGCGAGCUGCCUGGGGCGUCACCAGCAUCAAGGUGGGCUGCCCCCAUCCGUGCUCCGAGGUUGGCGAGAUCAACGAUGUCCUGAAUGGAGACAUCUCGGUCGGCGUGCUGGCAGCUGACACGUAUAUGUGCGAUAUUCAGAAUGCUGACUGCAGAACCAACGACAUCAAGGCUGUCACAGUGCUUGAUGACUCCACCACAGAACUCGAGUUUGAGGCGUCCUCUGGACUCUCAGAUGGUGAUCUCAUCACAUUGGGCGAAAAUUUCGCAUGUGCUCCUGGACAGUCAAACAUUGUUUGCAAUGACGAGCGUCUAUCCGUCCUGAGGGGUCGGUACGACUUGGCAGAUAGGCUCGACAACCACAACUCGGCUCCGAACGAAUACAUUUCAGGCCAUGCGGUGACAGUGAACCCUACUGAUCCAAAGAAGGUGACCAUCCGCGUUGGCUGGCCAGAUCCGAAGUCCGACCAGUGUAGCCAGGAGUUGCGUGCGGCGGUCUCCUACGGUGCAGUGGAGCCGGUAGCUGCCGCCCUUCGCGCAGGAGCAAGCGUGCAUGAGCCUGGACCUGCUGGUGGGUGGUUGCCAAUACACACAGCUGCCUCACUUGGUAAUUUGGGAGUUCUGAAGCUUCUCAUAGAGCAUGAGGCAGAUAUUCACGAAGCAACUUCCAGGCUUGGUGCACAGCCGAUCCAUCUGGCAGCCAAAGAGGGCCACCUGGAAACGCUGGAGUACUUGCUGGAGUUGGGGGCCGACAUCAAUGCCAAAGACAGGAAUUGGAAGACACCUGUCAGUCUCGCCUGCCAGAAGGGGCACUUGGAGGUAGUAGAGUUUCUGGCAGACUUCGACGCGGACCUGACAGCCUGUGAUGAGGGCAGAGCAACACCUUACGAUUGGAGUGUCUGUGGACUUUCCUACAUUAGCGACAAAUAUGAGACUUAUGAAAAGAUCUGUGAAUCCCUGAGGAAGCGUGGUGCAAAGGUGCAGGGAGCGAAUCUGGGACCGCUCGAUCGUUGCCCCUACCCAUCGAGCCGUGGACCUGCAAACUGCUAA
Symbiodinium pilosum is the source of this 1762-nucleotide messenger RNA. The record is from the annotation of a GenBank genome assembly. Lineage: Eukaryota; Dinophyceae; Suessiales; Symbiodiniaceae.